AUUUUCAAAUUCCAUUUUUCAUUGUUUUGGGUCACCUCUACAGUCUACGGUUACACAACCCAAACAACGAGUUCGAUAGCGCUGCGUCCAUCUCCUGCCUCCCGUAAGAGCUCCCCAAACACUGGAUCAAUAAUGGACAUGGAUUGCGACGAUACUUCAAAACCUGAAGAGAAAAGUGGAGAGGAGGAGAGAAAGCCAAUCGUGGUGAUCUUGGUGGGUGCACCGGGCAGUGGCAAGUCCACUUUCUGCGAACACGUCAUGUGUUCUUCUUCUCGACCUUGGGUUCGCAUCUGUCAGGACACUAUUAAUAAUGGAAAAGCUGGAACGAAGCCCCAGUGCCUUAAGGCCGCAGCAAGUGCAUUGAAGGAAGGUAAAAGUGUAUUUAUUGACAGAUGCAAUCUGGACAGAGAACAGCGUGUAGAGUUUGUGAAGCUCGGUGGUUCCCAGAUAGACGUUCAUGCUGUGGUGCUUGAUCUUCCUGCUCAGCUUUGUAUAUCUCGUUCUGUGAAGCGCACUGGGCAUGAAGGAAAUUUGCAAGGUGGAAAAGCUGCUGCUGUUGUCAAUAGAAUGCUGCAAAAGAAAGAAUUGCCUAAGCUUUCUGAAGGUUUGUCUCGAAUCAUGUUUUGCCAGAGUGAGAGUGAUGUUCAAGCAGCAAUUAAUAGUUAUUGUGCACUUGGUCCUUUGGAUACCCUUCCAAAUGGUUCUUUUGGUCAGAAGAACCCUGAUGCCAAAGUUCAACUUGGUAUCAUGAAGUUCUUAAAGAAAGUAGAUGUUCCUUCCAAUGCAGGAUCCAGUUCAGGUAGUGUUCAGGAUUCUGCAUUUCCUCAAGUUAGCAAGGAAAGGAAUAAUUCUUUCAAAGGGCCAGAUAAUUUGUCAUCAUUAUCGGCUACUCCUUGUAAGGACGUAAAAGAAAGUGAAGACCUGCCUAAACACUCCAUUGGCUGUGAUGUUACUCCUGGCAGCAUUCCCACUCUUGCAUUUCCAUCUAUUUCAACAGCAGACUUCCAGUUCAACAGUGAGAAGGCAUCUGAUAUCAUGGUUGAAAAAGUUGAAGAGUUUGUGAAGAAGCUUGGAAAUGCCAGGCUGGUUCUUGUGGACUUGAGUCAUGGAUCAAAGAUUUUGUCCUUGGUUAGGGUUAAAGCUGCACAAAGGAACAUUGACAGCAAAAAAUUCUUCACAUUUGUCGGAGAUAUAACUCAACUAUAUUCACAAGGAGGCUUGCGCUGCAAUGUGAUAGCUAAUGCUGCCAAUUGGCGACUGAAACCAGGUGGUGGAGGUGUGAAUGCUGCAAUUUUCAGUGCUGCAGGUCCAGCCCUAGAGGUUGCAACUAAGGAACGAGCAGCUUCUCUUCUCCCUGGACAUGCUGUUGUUGUUCCCCUUCCUUCAAAUUCUCCCUUGUAUAUCAGGGAACGGGUAUCUCACAUCAUACAUGUCCUUGGCCCAAAUAUGAACCCACAAAGACCUAAUUGCCUUAAAGAUGACUAUAUUAAAGGCUGCAAAAUUCUUCGUGAUGCAUACACAUCACUUUUUGAUGGUUUUCUCUCCGUACUGAGGAACCAAGCAAAGUUAACAAGUAAAAGCCUUGUAUCAGAGAAAUCAUUGAAAGAUACCUCUUGCGGUGACCUUAGAAAUUAUUUGGCAAAUGGUGAUCAAAAGACUAAGAGAGAUGGUAAUUCUGUAUCUGAGAGAAGCAAAAAAUGCAAAGGAUCUCAUUAUGAAAUUGGAACUGAUGGUACUGGUUCUGGCUCUACACAAGGAAAGAUAAGUAAUGACAACAGUAAGAUUGAUGGAAGCACUUCGAAGAGCUGGGCCUCAUGGGCUCAAGCUCUUUGCCAUAUUGCUAUGCGUCCUGAGAAGCAUAAAAAUGUGUUACUGGAGAUAUCAGAUGAUGUUGCUGUACUAAAUGAUCUCUACCCUAAGGCACAAAAGCAUGUCCUCAUCUUGGCAAGAUGUGAAGGUCUUGAUUGCCUUGCUGAUGUACAGCAAGAACACCUUCAAUUGUUAACAACAAUGCAUGAUGUGGGCUUGAGAUGGGCUGAAAAAUUUUUGCAUGAGGAUUCAUCAAUGAUCUUUCGCCUUGGAUAUCACUCAGUGCAAUACCUAGUGCCAGAUUGGGAGUUGGUGUUAGAAGUUAUUUUCUCAGCUUGGAGAUGGCACUAUUUGUCUUAAGGUCCAGAACACAUAAAUGGUUGAAAAAUGGGAAUCCUAAUUUCAAAAGCUGCGGAUAAUAAUGAGGACUAAAUUGGGAAGGUUUGCUAAUGUGACAUUCCAAUCAAAGGAGCUAAAUUAUUAAUGAACCAAUAACUUGGGUUGUACCUUUGAGAAAACUGAUGAUUUUAGCAAUAUAAAACAUCGCUACACCUGGUAGUCAUCAUUAAAAUUAUUGAUCACUUAGUUAUUUUUGCAUCAGUAAUUAAGUGAAGUAAUAUGUAUCUGUUCAUGGACCCAAGGGGCUGUUUUGUUGCGUUUGCUUGUUUACCUGUAUUUGUGUUUCUGCAUCUUGGCAUAUUUUAUAUCUACUUUAUUUAAUAUCAAUAACAAUACCCACAGCUUUUUAACUCAUGUAAUGUUUUGUUUAUAGUUACCCUUUUUUGCUUAUUUUUCUGCCCAAAUUGUGCUCUGACUACACAAGGAAAUAGAAAAAAGUGCAAAGGGGAUUUCCUAAUAGGUGUUUUGGAUUCUUUCGUUGCAGGUUCCUUCCAUGCGACAGCUUCACCUGCAUGUUAUCAGCCAGGAUUUCAAUUCAAACCAUCUAAAGAAUAAGAAACACUGGAACUCUUUCAAUACUGCCUUUUUCAGAGAUUCAGUUGAUGUAAUUGAAGAAAUAAAAAACCAUGGCAAAGCAACAGUAAAAGACGACAGCUAUUUGUCAAUGGAGUUGCGUUGCCAUCGAUGUAGAAGUGCACACCCUACUAUACCCAGGCUGAAAUCACACAUCAACAACUGUCGAGCCCCCUUUCCUCCCUUCCUACUUGAAAAUGGUCGUUUAGUGCUUCCAGAAGAUAACAAUACGAAUGAUUCCUAGGUGUCUAUGACUUAUGCCUUGUCAAAAUCUUGUUGUACGUAACUUUAUGUUUUUUCUAGCACAAAAUAUAGGGCAAUAGUUUUCAGGCAGUGUAGGGAAAUCUGUUCUUGUGUAACAUAUGCAGUUGCUUCUUAAUUUGCCCUAUUUCGUCU
This is a messenger RNA of Hevea brasiliensis (rubber tree), 3177 nucleotides long. Its product is annotated as transcription factor bHLH140-like. The record is from RefSeq and is a predicted model, not a curated record. NCBI's taxonomy places the organism in Eukaryota, Viridiplantae, Streptophyta, Magnoliopsida, Malpighiales, Euphorbiaceae. Gene Ontology annotation, molecular function: single-strand break-containing DNA binding; single-stranded DNA binding; double-stranded RNA binding. Gene Ontology annotation, cellular component: nucleus. Bases 133 to 2169 code for a protein of 678 amino acids. The transcript has 6 exons. Gene Ontology annotation, biological process: single strand break repair; double-strand break repair.